AUGCGUUUCACACCUGUCCUCGCAGUUUAUGCCUUUGCGGGCGCUGCGCUGGCUAGAAAUGCGAGCCCCAACCAGCAUGUGAGGAAACUUCACCCACCUACGCUGGAACGACGACAUGCUACUACGACAAACACUACUUCUCCCGAGUGUUCGCAACCUAAGGCGCCCAUCAUUCCGGAGACAGAGAAGACCGCGCCUUUCAAAGUCAAUGGCAGUGCUAUUCCCGAUGUUGAUUUUGACGUUGGAGAGUCAUAUGCUGGUCUGCUCCCAAUCUCUAACGACACCAACUCGAAUUCGAGUGAAUUGUUCUUUUGGUUUUAUCCUUCCAUGAACCCAGAGGCGGACGACGAGAUUCUCAUUUGGCUUAAUGGAGGACCUGGAUGCUCUUCUCUGGAAGGCAUUUUACAGGAGAACGGUCCCUUCAACUGGCAGUAUGGGACUUAUAGGCCCGUGAAGAAUCCGUACACAUGGAUUAACCUCACAAACGUUGUAUGGAUUGAGCAACCUGCUGGAACCGGCUUCAGCCCCCAGAAAGGCACUCCUCCUGCGACGGACGAGAUCGAGGUCGCACAACAGUUCCUCGGCUUCUGGCGAAACUUUGUUGAUACCUUCGGUCUGCACAAYCGCAAGGUCUUUAUCACUGGAGAGUCGUACGCGGGAUACUAUGUUCCGUAUAUUACCGAUGCCAUGCACAACGAGACUGACACUGAAUACUUCAACGUUGAGGGAUCCUUGGUCUAUGACCCUUCCGUGUCUUACGAUGUCAUUUCUGGGGAUAUUCCCGCAGUUCCUUUCGUCGAUUACUGGCAGAAUUUGUUUGCUCUCAAUGACACUUUUAUGGACCAUCUUCAUGAGAAGCAUGAGAGCUGUGGUUACAAGGAGUUCAUGGAGACUGCCAUGCAAUUCCCACCUACCGGACCUUUACCUACUCCUCCAGAUGUUGACGAGACAGACGACUCAUGCCGACUGUUCAACGAGAUCACCGAAGCAGCCAUGCUGGUCAACCCUUGCUGGGAUAUUUAUCAAGUUGCGACAACUUGCCCUCUUCUAUGGGAUGUUCUUGGCUUCCCUGGUUCUUUCGGUUACCAGCCUCCGGGCGCCGAGAUCUACUUCAACCGAACUGACGUUCAGAAGGCUAUCAACGCCCCGAUCGGCGAGUGGGAAGAAUGCUCGAACGGCGUGCUCGACAUUGACAACAGCCCUCCCUCUGGCCUGUCAGUCUUGCCUCGCGUCAUCGAGAAGAACAAGCGUACCAUUAUCGCGCAUGCGAAACUUGACAUGGUCCUCAUCAUGAACGGUACAAUCAUGAUGAUCCAGAACAUGACUUUCAAUGGGGCACAAGGCUUCUCUAAAGGUCCGAGCGAGUGGAACGACUUCUACGUUCCAUAUCACAGCGAACUCGCUCUUGGUAGUAUCGCGGGUGCRGGAAACUUUGGGAAGUGGUGGACGGAGCGUGGAUUGACCUUCUCUACCGUGGAGUUGAGCGGGCACAUGGUCCCGCAGUACGCCCCUACCGCCGCUUACAGGCAAGUCGAGUUCCUACUUGGAAGGAUCGAAGACCUUGGUCAGGUGUCUGACUUUAYCACAAUGCCUGAUGGAGGGUUUGGUAACAAUGCUACGAUCACGAUGUUUUAG
Messenger RNA from Ramularia collo-cygni, 1635 nucleotides. RefSeq names its product related to carboxypeptidase Y precursor. The coding region runs from base 1 to 1635 and encodes 544 amino acids. Gene Ontology annotation, molecular function: serine-type carboxypeptidase activity. The transcript is spliced from 6 exons. Gene Ontology annotation, biological process: proteolysis. Lineage: Eukaryota; Fungi; Ascomycota; Dothideomycetes; Mycosphaerellales; Mycosphaerellaceae. The record is from RefSeq and is a predicted model, not a curated record.